Messenger RNA from Caenorhabditis briggsae, 978 nucleotides. It is a transcript of the gene Cbr-dyf-18, whose product is annotated as Protein CBR-DYF-18. Gene Ontology annotation, cellular component: nucleus; mediator complex. Gene Ontology annotation, biological process: protein phosphorylation. Gene Ontology annotation, molecular function: RNA polymerase II CTD heptapeptide repeat kinase activity; ATP binding; cyclin-dependent protein serine/threonine kinase activity. Lineage: Eukaryota; Metazoa; Nematoda; Chromadorea; Rhabditida; Rhabditidae. Bases 1 to 978 code for a protein of 325 amino acids. The record is from RefSeq and is a predicted model, not a curated record. The transcript has 7 exons.
AUGACACUCUCAUUUAAUCGAUAUGAAACUAUUCAAGUCGCCGGUCGAGGUGCUUUUGGUCUUGUUGUUAUAGCCAGAGACAAUGUUACAAAGAAACGAGUUGCAAUCAAACGAAUUCUGAUUCCAAAUGUUUCGAAAAUUCAGCUCGUUCGUGAAGUCAGCUGCCUCCGAUGUCUCCAUCAUCGAAACGUUCUCAAAUAUUUGGAUUGUUUUGGUACGGCUGAUAUGGUAUCCAUAGUUACCGAAGAGGUUCCGUAUACACUUGCAGAUGUGAUUAAUGAUAAAUCGAGGCCAAAAACAGAAGAAUUGAAUAGAUGGUUCUAUGCCCAAAUCUUGUCUGGAAUUGCCUACAUUCAUUCGAAGGACAUUAUGCACAGAGACAUAAAACCGGAAAACAUUCUGGUUACACUUCGGAACAUUAUCAAAAUCGCUGAUUUCGGGCAAGCGUGUUUUCAUCUAAAAGAACGACCAGACGAAGAAUACGAUGAAAAUGUGGCAACUCGAUGGUAUCGUGCUCCAGAAAUACUUUUUGGAUACAGAAAAUAUGGACCGAUGGUCGAUAUUUGGGCCAUUGGAUGCAUUUUGGCUGAACUUGUCAGAGGAAAACCUAUUUUUCCGGGAAGAAGUGAGUUGGAACAGAUAUCCGUGAUAUUCGGUGUUCUGGGAACUCCAAACGAAACAAAUUGGCCAAAAUGGAGAUCAAUGCCAGAUGCAAACAAGUUAUUGUUUGAGCCUAAAGAGCCGAGAAAGAAUUGGGCUGAAAUUUUGAGAUGCAAAGAAGUGUCACAGGAAUUCGACAAUUUUCUUCGUCUUCAUCUCCAAUUAUGUUGUGAUUUCCGACCGACUGCCAGUGUUCUUUUACAGCAUUCUUGGAUAAAAAAGAAGUCGUCGUUGACUGAACCAGUAUAUCGGAUAACGAGAAAGAACGUGGAGAAGAAUCGAAGAGAUGCACUUCCACCAAUACAUGUAUUCUUAUAA